Messenger RNA from Syngnathus acus (greater pipefish), 1760 nucleotides. It is a transcript of the gene thumpd1, whose product is annotated as THUMP domain containing 1. Gene Ontology annotation, biological process: tRNA modification. The record is from RefSeq and is a predicted model, not a curated record. The transcript has 5 exons. The coding region runs from base 347 to 1561 and encodes 404 amino acids. NCBI's taxonomy places the organism in Eukaryota, Metazoa, Chordata, Actinopteri, Syngnathiformes, Syngnathidae. Gene Ontology annotation, molecular function: RNA binding.
UAUUUUUCGAGUGCACGACCUCGACGAAUUCUCUUUUAACUUUGCUUGGCGUAGCUCGACGGCGUGCUUUUUGUCCGUCCUCGCACUCCGUAGAGUCCCUGCAAAACGUGAAAGUAGCGUCCUUCCGUCACAGAGUGUGAGCGCACCUUUCGAGUAACACAUUUUAGCAACUUGACUUGGAUAAACCCUCGACGUCUUUGGGACUGCGUGUCGCUUUUAAAUCGUUUCGCAGCUUGCAGCCAAGCCCGCCGCCGAGCUCAGCGGCUAACACACAGAGCCUCCAAAGAAAAAAAAGUAAAUAUCAUCCCAUUUAUUAAUAGCUGUCUCCAGUGACGUCAUUGGCAAGAUGUCGGAGGCGCAGAACGCGUUUCGGAAGCGCGGCAAGAAGCACUUCUUCGGCGCCCAGCAUCACGCUAAACGCUGGAGGGGCUCCAGGGAGCUCGAGGUGGGCAUGCAGGGCAUCCUUAUCACAUGCAGCAUGAACCAGAGGAAAUGCGCGGCGGAGGCCUUCAACCUGCUCAGCGAGUACGCGGACAAGCUGUACGGACCCGAGAAGUUUGAAGAGGAAGCCGGAGAAUGCAGCGAAGGAGAAAACGCCAAAGAAGAAGUUGACGUGGAGGACGCUCUGAAGAAAGAGGUGGCGCAGCUGCGAGCGGGCGGCGGGAGACAAGAGCGACGUUUCCAGGCCCUGGACAGCGGAGCCAACAACGUCAUCUUCAUCAGAACUCGCAAUCUGGAGUCCGACAAGCUGGUUCAUCACAUCUUGUCCGAUCUGCACGCCACCAAGAAGAAAAAGACGCGCGUCAUUCUCCGCAUGCUGCCGGUCACGGGCACGUGCAAGGCCUUCCCGGAGGACAUGAUGCGGUAUAUGUCCACCUUCCUGGAGCCUUGGUUCAAGAAGCCCAACCACGCCACCUACCAGAUCGCCUUCAAGGCGCGUAACAACAGCCACAACAAGAGAGAUGACGUCAUCAAGGCCAUAGCCGGUCUGGUAGGCAAGCUGAACCCCAAGAACAAGGUGAACCUGACCCAGCCGGACCUCACCAUCAUCUUGGAGGUGAUCAAGAGCGUAUGCUGUGUCAGCGUGGUCCGCGAGUACACACGCUACAGGAAGUACAACCUGCAGGAAGUGGUCAAAGACGAAGAGCCCAAGAAGGAGGACGCGGCCAAGGACGCGGCCAAGGACGGCCAAGGCGCUGCUACCGAACCGGCGCUUGCGGGCGGCCGCGAGGCGCUCGGGAAGGAGGAAGACGCCGCCGCCGCUACCCAACCGGCGCUUGCGGGAGGCAGCCAGGCGCCCGAGAAGGAGGAAGACGCCGCCGCUACCCAACCGGCGCUUGCGGGAGGCAGCCAGGCGCCCGAGAAGGAGGAAGACGACGCCGCUACCCAACCGGCGCUUGCGGGAGGCAGCCAGGCGCCCGAGAAGGAGGAAGACGACGCCGCUACCCAAUCGGCGGUUGUGGGAGGCAGCGCGGAGGAGAUGCAGCUGGCGGAGGAACACCUGCAGGAACAAUCUGCAAUGGACGACCAGCAGAAUAAGGCAGAAGGUGAUGGAGAGUAACUGUUUGUUUUUCAAAGUUGAUUAUUUUGGGGGGGGGGUCAAGCAAGCUUAGUAAGUCGUUUCUGCGCUGUCUUUUUAACCCUUCAAAAGUGUUUUUUUUGUACUCGUGCGAUUUGAUUAUAGGUCAACAUGUGUCACAUUCUGUUUUUCUGUCAAGAAAGGUCCAGAAUUAAACAUGGCUUCGACUCGUGUACAUUUU